This is a messenger RNA of Humulus lupulus (European hop), 1170 nucleotides long. RefSeq lists its product as uncharacterized. The coding region runs from base 1 to 1170 and encodes 389 amino acids. The record is from RefSeq and is a predicted model, not a curated record. The transcript has 4 exons. NCBI's taxonomy places the organism in Eukaryota, Viridiplantae, Streptophyta, Magnoliopsida, Rosales, Cannabaceae.
AUGGUUUCAAGAAAUUAUAGGCCAAGUAUGGAAAAAUCUAGUAUUGAUUUAAAUCAUGAAACAUCAUCGACAUCUGUCUCUGAAACCCAACCUGAACAUGGUCUUGAAGGGUUGGAAAAUGUAGUUCCACACAAUGAAGAUGAAUCAAGGCAUAAAUGUAAAGUCAAAUGGAGCAAGGAAGCCACUAUACUUCUGAUAAGUGGAUGGCUUAAUAAAUCUAAGGAUGCCAUUGUGGGGAAUGACCAAACUUCUACACAUUUCUGGGCUCGGAUCGCAGAAUACUACAACACCAACCAAAAAGGCGAGCAAGCAAGAACUGGAAGGCAAUGCAAAGAUCAUUGGAACAAGAUGAAUCAAAAGGUGCGCAUUUCAAUGGGUGUUAUAAACAAGUACAACAAGCACAUCACAGUGGAUGAGCCGAAAUGGAAUACAAUGUACCAACCAAAAAGUGGUAAGAGAACAAAGGUGUCAGAAUCAAGGGCAUUUACUUCUUCUUCCAUUGCAGACAUCAGUGAUGAUGAAAAAGCAUCUGCAUUGGAGAAAUUGGUGGCGAUAAAGGAGAAAGAGGCAGAAGAUAAUAGGAUGACAAAAUACAUGGAUUAUCUCAUCAUGGACACGUCGCAUAUGACUCCUGAACAAAAGAAAGAUCAUGAAAACUUGUUUCGACAAUGGAUUUGCCAAAUUCUCCGAAUCCAUACGACAAUAGAGGAUAUCAUAAUUGCAGAGUGUACUGACGAUCAUGAUGAUCAAUAUUUCAAAGCGCUCAUGGAUGGGGGUAGCUCAACAAGACAAGGAAGAAAGAGAGCCCACAUUGAUAGGGAUCAUGUAGAAGGACACCAACGUUUGUUCGAUGACUACUUUUUUGAUGAACCGGUGUAUACAGAAUAUCAAUUUCGAAGAAGAUUUAGAAUGCGUAGACAUGUAUUCCUACGCAUAGUGCAAGCUCUAGAAAAUCAUUCUGAGUAUUUCCAUAUGAGGUUUGAUGUAGUCGAUAGAAGGGGGCUUUCGCCAUUACAGAAGUGCACCGCUUCUAUGCGAAUGUUGGCAUAUGGAGCGCCUGCCGAUUAUGUUGAUGAGAAUGUUCAAAUUGGUGAAACUACCGCUAUUGAAUGUCUAGUCAAUUUCGUUCGAGGAGUGAAUGAUAUUUUUGGGACCGAAUAUUUAAGAUAG